Messenger RNA from Oncorhynchus tshawytscha (Chinook salmon), 1570 nucleotides. RefSeq lists its product as uncharacterized. Gene Ontology annotation, biological process: interleukin-15-mediated signaling pathway; positive regulation of ERK1 and ERK2 cascade; T cell activation. Gene Ontology annotation, molecular function: protein tyrosine kinase binding; MHC class II protein binding. The record is from RefSeq and is a predicted model, not a curated record. Bases 438 to 1385 code for a protein of 315 amino acids. The transcript is spliced from 7 exons. Lineage: Eukaryota; Metazoa; Chordata; Actinopteri; Salmoniformes; Salmonidae. Gene Ontology annotation, cellular component: membrane raft; external side of plasma membrane.
AGAGAGAGAGAAAGAGACAGAGGAGAGAGACAGAGAGAGAGAGAGAGAGAGAGAGAGAGAGAGAGAGAGAGAGAGAGAAAGAGGAUCAUGGCUGAUGUCCCUCAAUCAUCUUUGGGAUUGCUUGUGACCGUUUUGUACCUGCUAUCAGGUAAGACAGAGGAGAGAGAGUAAGAAUAUGUCAUUAGAGAUCAUAGAACACAUUUAUUUCACACGGCCAAACUAGUUCAGUUUACAAUUGACUAAUAUUAUGAUGACAUUUCUUUUGUGUAUCUGUUUACUCUUAUCUUCACUAUUGUAUAAUAGACAGUAUAUUACACUAUUAUUCACACUGAAGAAUAUCAAUAAGAAAACCUAUGAAAUAUAAUGUCAUCUGUAUUACCAGUUAAUAAUUAUCUGAUGUCAUACUCCUUCCAGGUGUCAGUGGAGAAACUCUCUCUAUGUUCUCCAGAGUGGGAGAUGAUGUCAGUCUGCCGUGUAACAAUGUGAUUUAUCCAAACUGUUCCUCAACUGUAUGGAUCUAUAACAGAGAUGGAUCUACUGGUACUAUUGAAGUGGUCACAUUGGGAAAGAUCAAAGUUGACCAGACAGAGAGACUGAGUUUAGGGUCUAACUGUUCUCUACAUGUUAGUGAUGUCAGAGCUGAGGAUGCUGGACUCUACAUCUGUCAACAGUACCUUACAAAGACUGGACCACAACAUGGAGGUGAUGCUCCUGUUGAUCUGUCUGUUCUAACUAUCUCCUCUACCACACCAGUGACAGAUCUGAAGCCUAAUGUAAAUAUGACAUUACAGUGUUCUCUGCUCACCUAUACGCAACAUGAAACGUGCCGGUCAAGAUUUAGUCUCAGCUGGGACCCUAAAACAGGUACUAAUGCCCAGGACACACAGGAUUCUUCCUGUGACAUCACUCUGACUGUGACACUCCAGAAGAAGGACAACAACAGGAAGUGGACGUGCACGCUGACUGAAAAGGGAAACAUGAAGAUCUCCAUUGACUUCACCUCCAUGUUCUCAGGCUCUCAGAACCUCUUCCUCACGGUGACUGUAGGAUUGGCUGUGGCAGCAGCGGUGUGUGUCACUGCUGUUGUCAUCAUAGUACGCAGGAGGAGAGACAAGAAUCAAGUGCCAACUGAUAACAGCAUUGGUCUGAAUGCAGUAAACCACUCCACCCCACCAACCAAUGAGGACCAGGUUGAGGACCAGAGUCAACCUGCUGACAGAAUCACCUAUGCCUCCAUUGACCACUUCAAUCAAAAUCCCCCUCAUAGAGUUAACGCCAACAGUAAAGAUGCAGUGAUGUAUGCCUCAGUUAUGCCCUCUUCUGGCAGAGGGAGAGAGACAGAGAACCCUGCUGACCCUAGCUCCCUCUACUCCACUGUCAAGUAACCUGUAACAAUCUGCACUAGUUACAUCCAUUUCUGGACAUAUUAAAUAAUGAUAUGCACCCAUUGACUCUAGAAAAAUAAAACGUAGAAAUGCCUCAUGAGUUUAGUUAAACUGUCAUAACCCAUCAGAACCCAAAAUAUAUGCUUGUUUUACUCCAAUGUUUAUAAUCAAAUUAAAUGUAAACA